AUGGCGCCUACCAAAGGCUCUUCAAAGGGUGCCUCCUCAGGUGGGGCCAAAGGCUCUAAGCCGUCGUCUCUGUCGUCCGCCUCGCGUGUGAGCAAGUCCAGCAAGAAGAAUGUCAAGCGUCCCCCGCCGAAGGAAAUGAAGACCAAGGCGCGCACUGAAAAGGAAAACCUGGCCAAGAAGAAGAAGCGUGUCUACACAGAGGCUGAGCUUAACCUGCCCAAGUUAAAUACGAUCACACCGGUUGGUGUUGUAAAGCCGAAGGGCAAGAAGAAGGGAAAGACCUUUGUGGAUGAUCAGGAGGGUAUGAUGACAAUUCUUGCUAUGGUUAACGCUGAGAAAGACGGCCAAAUCGAGUCCAAGAUGAUCAAGGCACGCAAACUGGAAGAGAUUCGUGAAGCCAGACAAAAGGAGAUGGAGGCCCGACAGGCAGUGAAGAGCAAGAAGUUGGAAGCUGUCAAGGACUCUAUUCGCAACGCGAAGAAGGGCAAGGGUAUUGAAGAGAAGUCGAGCGAGGCCUCGACAUCUGCUAAGGGCGCAAAGUCGUCCAAGCCGAAGCGGAAAAGUGUUUCUUUUGCUUAA
This is a messenger RNA of Penicillium longicatenatum, 579 nucleotides long. The transcript is spliced from 2 exons. Gene Ontology annotation, cellular component: preribosome, large subunit precursor; nucleolus. Lineage: Eukaryota; Fungi; Ascomycota; Eurotiomycetes; Eurotiales; Aspergillaceae. The record is from RefSeq and is a predicted model, not a curated record. Gene Ontology annotation, biological process: intracellular mRNA localization; ribosomal large subunit biogenesis. Gene Ontology annotation, molecular function: mRNA binding. Bases 1 to 579 code for a protein of 192 amino acids.